Alosa alosa (allis shad) is the source of this 5745-nucleotide messenger RNA. RefSeq names its product ubiquitin specific peptidase 54a (gene usp54a). Gene Ontology annotation, molecular function: cysteine-type deubiquitinase activity. Lineage: Eukaryota; Metazoa; Chordata; Actinopteri; Clupeiformes; Clupeidae. Gene Ontology annotation, biological process: protein deubiquitination. The record is from RefSeq and is a predicted model, not a curated record.
CGAGAAUUGGUUGCCUUGGCUGCAGUACAGAGUGACGCUAGAGGAUGUUUGAGGUUUAGCGGCAGAGAAAUCACCCGAAAAUUGCCAGACUAACGGAGGUAAACGGCUUUCGGCCAGAGAAGAUUUGCUGAUAUGUCCUGAGAUCCUCACAGCCAUUCCGUCGCCAACCCAGCAGUGUUGAAGGACACCAAACCGGGGCGACCAUUCAACUUUUGACCUUUUGUCAGACAGCAGUCUGCCACUGUUUUUGCUUCUAGAGCUUCUGAGAGGCCCAGACGGAGGAGCAGCACACAGCGGCCUUGACGGACGGGAAGACGUGCGAGAUUCCACAGGGAGAGGUCGGAAAAACGAAGAGAAGAGAAAGGAACGCAGGAGCGGAGGUGUGAAAGAUAGAGGACAAGUGGGGAAUUCCACGAGGCUGAAGCCAGGCGUGCGGAACAGAGAACAGGUUACCUCUCUAACUACAGAGGGCUACACACACACACACACACACACACACAGACACACACACACACACACACACCUCAACACUGGAGGGCUCCAAGGAUUUUAGCCAGAUGUCAAGAUAAUCGGACAGGAGUUCAGCAGCAUCAUCGUCCAACAAUUUCUCUGACCUCUCUGGAUUCUAUUUCUCGCACACUUUUUUUCCCACCCCUUCGUUUCUGGAAAACAUGACCUUGUGGUUGGGUUCUGGGGCCUUGUGGACAGUUUAGCGUUGGUGUCGAGAGUGGACGUGGACGUGACUGUGAGUGCGGCGUGUCGGUGCUGGCCAUGUCGUGGAAGAGGAACUACUUUGCGUCGGGCAGCAGCGGCCUUCAGGGCAUCUUUACCCCGCGCACCAUGACCUCCAUCGCCCCUAGCAAAGGGCUCAUUAAUGAGCCAGGACAGAACAGCUGCUUUCUGAACAGUGCUCUCCAGGUGCUCUGGCAUUUGGACAUCUUCCGUAGGAGCUUCCGUCAGCUGACCACACACAAGUGCAUGGAGGACUCCUGCAUCUUCUGUGCCCUCAAGAGCAUCUUUGCUCAGUUCCAGUUCAGCAGUGAGAAGGUGUUGCCGUCGGACGCCCUGCGCAGCGCUCUGGCCAAGACCUUCCAGGACGAGCAGCGCUUCCAACUGGGCAUCAUGGACGACGCCGCAGAGUGCUUCGAGAACAUUCUGAUGCGCAUUCACUUUCACAUCGCCAACGAGAGCAAGGAGGACAUCUGCACAGCCAAGCACUGCAUACCCCACCAGAAGUUCGCCAUGACUCUUUUUGAACAGUGUGUCUGCAGCAGCUGUGGUGCCUCCUCAGACCCCCUGUCCUUCAUCCAGAUGGUCCACUACAUCUCCACCACCUCUCUCUGUAACCAGGCAGUGCGGAUGCUGGAGUGCCGAGAGAAGCCCACUCCGGACAUGUUCGGGGAGCUGUUGCGCAACGCCAGCACCAUGGGGGACCUGCGCAACUGCCCGGGUAACUGUGGGGAGAAGCUGCGGAUCCGGCGCGUCCUGAUGAACUCCCCUGAGAUAAUCACCAUCGGCUUGGUGUGGGACUCGGACCACUCUGACCUGGCGGAAGACGUCAUCCACAGCCUCGGCACCAUCCUACGACUGGGGGAUCUCUUCUACCGGGUGACGGAGGAGAAGGCCAAGCAGGCGGAGCUCUACCUGGUGGGCAUGGUGUGUUACUACGGCAAACACUACUCCACCUUCUUCUUCCAGACCAAGAUCCGCAAGUGGAUGUACUUCGACGACGCCCACGUCAAGGAGAUCGGGCCCAAAUGGAAGGACGUGGUGUCUCGCUGCAUAAAGGGACACUACCAGCCGCUGCUGCUGCUCUAUGCUGACCCCCGGGGGACGCCGGUGUCAGCGCAGGACCAGCCCUCCCGACUGGAUCUGCACUACCUCAACAAGUCCUACUACGACAGCGAGGACUCAGGCCGCGAGCCGUCCAUCUCCAGCGACACGCGCACCGACUCCUCCACAGACAGCUACAGCUACAUGCACUCGCACUCGCACCAUGAGUCCAUGGCCAGCCACUUCUCCUCCGACUCCCAGGGCACUGUCAUCUGUAACCAGGACAACGACGCAGCCUCACACAGCAGCCUGGAGACCACAGGCCCAGUGACGGACAGCGAGCCACUGUCCCGCCACACACUCAGGAAGUCCGGCCUAGCAGACAGGAAGGGCGGGACUACAGACAGGAAGAGGAGUGCCAGCCGCCCACGCCGCUUUGAGGAGCGCAGCCGGGGGUCCCGAACAGACGAGGCGUCUUCAGCCGGCUACCACAGCGAGGGUGAGACUCUUAAGGAGCAGCAGGCUCCGCGCACCGCGCCCAAGCAGUCAUCGGGCAGCCGCCUGCGGGACUUCAAGGAGACCAUGAGCAACAUCAUCCACAGCCGCCCGCUCUCCUCCUCCACCUCCUUCAUCCCCUCCUCCACCGGCGGCAGCAGCUGUAGCGGUGUGGGUGGUGGAGGCGGCUCAGAGGCGGGGGCCCCGGCGUGCGACUGGGAGGCGGACAGCACCAGCAGCGAGUCCAAGUCCAGCUCCACGUCCGGGGGCCGCUACCGGCCGGCGUGGAGGCCUCGCCGUGAGGCCCUCAACAUCGACAGCAUCUUCAGCCGCGGGGGGCGGCGGCAGGCCGGUUACAGCCCUUUGAACGCCGGGCCGCUCGCCGAGGACGGAGGCUCCCCCACGGUCCAGCCGGACCCAGUGGCGGCGGCAACGACCACGCCGGCCACAGCGUCGCCGGCAACAAAAGACUUUGCCGCGGCGGCAGCCAUGACUACGGAUGGCCCCGCGUUCCGCUGCGGUGCCGGCUCGGCGACGCUCCCGGCGGCCCUGCGUGCUCACGAAGGGGAACAGCAGCAGCCGAGGCUGAUCCAGAGGAUGGAGAGCGGCUACGAGAGCAGCGAGAGGAACAGCAACAGCCCAGUCAGCCUGGACAUACCCAUCGGGGACAGCCACAGCAACUCACGCACACCCAGGGAUGGGGGUUUGAAGAAGCCAGCCGCCCCGAACGUGGGUCCAUCAUGGCGGAGUGUGCCCAAGUCCAAGAGUAGCAGUGCCCUGCUGCAGGACGUCCAGGCAGCCAGUAGGGGCAGCGCUCAGAGCAGCCAGGGUCCGUCCGAGGGCCGCAGCGAGCUGGACGAGCUCCAGGAGGAGGUGGCGCGGCGGGCGCGCGAGCAGGAGCAGCAGCGUCGGCGGGAGAAGGAGCGCGAGGCAGCCAUGGGCUUCAACCCGCGGCCCAGCAAGUUCAUGGACCUGGACCAGCUGCAGAGCCAGGGGAAAGGGGACAGCUUUGAGCGGUGCGUGUCGGAAGCGGACGCCCUCUUAGAUCAGUCUCUGCGCUUAGAGCAGGCCGGCGAGGUGGCCGCCGCUCUGUCUGUAGUUAACGAAGCCGUGUCUAAACUCAGGCUUCCCAUGCAUGAGGGCGGCACUAACACUCAUAGCAGGACAGUGGCUGAAGCCCGGCAGCAAAAAUGCAUGAGGAGAGCCAGAGGCCUGCAGCAGCGCAUGCAACAGCAGCAGCAGAAGCAGGAGCAGCAGAAGGAGCACAGACAGCAGCGUGAGGAAGAGGAGGAGGAAGAUGAGAAGGAGAGACCGCAGAAGCAGCCCCCCAGUGAAGAGUCUGGCCCGAUCCGAAUUCUUCUGACAGCGGCCUCAGAGGAGCCUGAGGAGCUAGCCCAGCAGGACUCCACCACCUCCACCAUCAUCACCACUGCUCCCCCACCUGCUCCUCACGUGUUGCCCAAGCCCGCUCCCAAAAGCCCCCACCCUUGCGCCCCCCACGCCUCCACAGGGCCUCUGCUGCACCCCCCUGCCCCCUCCGCCCCACACCGCCAAGGGAUCGCGGGAGACUGCAGCGCACGCCCCGCAGCGGAUGUGCUGACCGAGGGCCCCAGGCGGGAUGGCAGAGGUGCGAACGGUGCAAGUGACCAGUCCAAUGGCCUGUCGCCGCCCGUGCCCAAGGCCGUAAAGGAGAGUCCUCCUCCUCCUCCUCCUGCCAAGCUGCCGGUGCUGCCCAGUAAGCCUCCGGUCGCCCCUGUAUACUGGAACGGUCACGCCGGGGUGGCCACCCCGACGCCAGCCUCCCUGCACCCCCAACGCGCCCGCAGUCCCUCCCCAGCCCACCUGAGCCCUCAGGAUGCCCAGUGGGGGACCACACUGACCGGCAGACGCCCCUCCACCCACGGCUCCUCUCCCCAGCCCAACGGCCUCAUCCCGCCUUCCCCGACUCUCCUGGCCAAUCACAACGGGACUGGUUGGACCGUGGCUCACGCAGACCCGUCCCACGUCCCCUACCCCUCGCAGGUCUCUCACGGUGGAGCUGCAGCCCCCCAGCACGUCCCCCGCUCACCCUCCCCAUCUACAGAGCCCCGAGCAGGAGCAUGCAUGCCUGUGGAAUGCUGGGCCGAGAACAUCAACCGAUACUACAACUCCCAGAAUGCCCUCUCCUCCACCACCACCACCACCACCACCACCACCACCACUGCUGUUCCCACUGAGGAGCUCUCGGAGCUGGACUCCCUCUACCAGGCCAGCCUGCAAGCUUCCUCUGUGCCUCGUACCCCACGGGGUCACAGCCCCCAGCCAGGCUCCAGACCAGGCUCCGCAGCCAGGAAGCUCUUGUACGGCGGAACUCUCGGACGCUCCAAAACUCCCACCGCGGAGAUCGAGAGGAACGCCUACAGAACACCUGGUUACGUCAGUGCCCCAGAGGCGCCCACUAAGCCUGCGCAGCCUGCGAGUGCAGUGGAGUGUGACCGGGUGGGGGUGUGUGACGAUGCAUCCUACAGUGCCGAGAACCUGCGUCGUGUCGCCCGUAGCCUGAGUGGCACAGUCAUCGGGGGUCGACCUGAGCUGCUCUCUUCCUCCCGCAGCUUUGAGUCCUCUGUAACCAGGAUGCCAAAGCAUGCAGACGCGCGGGUCAUCUCACAUCACCAUAGCAAUUCCCCGCACUUCACAUCCUCCCCCACCUCCCCCCACUCCCCCUCCUUCCCCACCACCACCCCUCAGCACCUGUACCCCCACCCACACGCCCCCCCGACACACCCAACCCAGCAGCCUCGGGGACUCACAGGAGAUCACUCAAAGGUCAACCCCUUUCUGGCUAUGUUUGACCGGAGUGAAGCUCUCCAACGCGACUCCUACCACAACGUCGCCAUGAGCUACGGCACGCUCCCGCGGGCUCCGCGGCGGCCAGCACCGGCCAGGCAAUGGAGCCAACUGGACUCCGGCUACGCCACCCUCGCCCACCCCCGCCGCUCCGCGCCCCAAGACCGACCUGCAGAGGCCCCUUACAGGCGGCCCAUGCCCACGCACGCGAGCCGAGUUCCAGUGCCACCACCACCACCACCACCACCAUCGGCCCCCCAGCACCACGAGCUCCGCAGCCCACACACCCAGGCCCCCCCUCAGCCACUCCGCCUGGACGUGCCCCCCGAGGGCGACUGGAGGACUACCGGCUACCAGACGGUCACCCUGGGCGGCAGGAAUACCCAGCAGCAGCAGCAGCCGACGCAGCAACAGCAGCCCUUCGCCAGGACGGACUCCCGGAUGAGGCUGACCCGGAGCCCCUCGGUGGGUAGUCCGCUGUGCGCCCUGUGCCACCGCGCUCCCGCCGAGCCCAUGGCCGGCUACUGCCGCUCCUGCGGGGCACACGUGGCCCGCUUCCGCACCGCCAGCUGAACCCGCCGACCCGCUUGCACACCUGGGACACCUGCCACUACCACACACCUGGGCUCUCUUCUCACCUGCUACACCCCA